AUGAAGCGCUCACCGUACAUCUGCCGCUUUUGCUCAGACUACAAACCACCAUUUCAUUUUCUCAGCCGAAAACUGAGUACCAAGACCGCACCUCCAGCUCCCAAUGCCAAUGCUACUUCCAAUCCUCACCCUCCAAAUCCUAAUAAAAUCCCACUCCAGGACCUAACGCCCUCGCGCCUCUCCUCCUACUGGGACACACAAGCGCCAGAUACAUCGCAACUGGCCUACGCAGACAAAUUCUUUCUUCCCUCGCGCCACUCCCCCAUAAAACUAUGGUCUGCCAGCAAAUUCCGCACCACGCCUCUUUCCUCAGUCGAGCCCGAAGUCGCGUUCCUGGGCCGCUCGAACGUGGGGAAAAGCUCGCUGCUGAACGCCAUAAUGGGGGAAGAGAUAUGCUGGACUUCGUCUAAACCGGGUCGAACGAGGGAAAUGAAUGCCUUUGGGAUUGGAGGUACAAAGGGCGGCGAGUCGAAGAUUGUUCUGCUUGAUAUGCCGGGGUACGGGAAGGCGAGUCGAGCGGAGUGGGGGGUGGAGAUUAUGAAGUAUCUCCAAGGGAGAAAGCAACUUCGACGUGCCUUUGUCUUGAUCGACAGUCAUCACGGCAUCAAGAAAAAAGACGAGGAUAUCCUCAUGUUAUUCCGGAGAUACGCCAUUCCGCACCAAAUAAUUCUCUCCAAGGUGGAUAAGGUUCUAGUGAAGAACAGAAGCCAGAUGAAGAGCGGCGCAUCUGUCGCAGGGGCCGCAGCGUUGCAGAGGAUGCUGGAGGGUCUAAGACCUAUUAUCCAACCCGACGGCCGCACUGAAGGUCCCGGGGCCCUAGGAGAGAUCUUGACAUGCAGUUCAGAAACAUCGAUCGGCCAAGGUCAGUUCUUGGGUAUUAGUGCUAUUCGCUGGGCGAUAAUUUCUGCGGCUGGAUUCGACGGGAACGUUGAGGCGAAAACCAACGCUAUCUCUGAUUCAUGCGUGUCGAAUACUUCGGGGGCUGCAUCCUGA
Molecule: messenger RNA, 993 nt
Organism: Aspergillus ochraceoroseus IBT 24754
Lineage: Eukaryota; Fungi; Ascomycota; Eurotiomycetes; Eurotiales; Aspergillaceae
Product: translation initiation/elongation factor MRX8
Exons: 2
Coding region: 1-993 (330 amino acids)
Cellular component (GO): mitochondrion
Molecular function (GO): GTP binding
Source: RefSeq, a predicted model, not a curated record